Messenger RNA from Penicillium taxi, 1227 nucleotides. RefSeq lists its product as uncharacterized. The record is from RefSeq and is a predicted model, not a curated record. Lineage: Eukaryota; Fungi; Ascomycota; Eurotiomycetes; Eurotiales; Aspergillaceae. Bases 1 to 1227 code for a protein of 408 amino acids. The transcript is spliced from 3 exons.
AUGGCAAUUCCUGCCGAUAUUCUCGCGGCCGAGGCGGCAGGGAGUAUUCCUAGUGAUGUUUCACUCACCUACCUCGCACAGUCGCGUGAUCACCCUGCUAUCGUAGGCAUCUUGUUCAUUAUCUGCUUUACUGGGGUGAUCCUGAUCGUACGUCUAUAUGCGCGAUUCUUUCUGGUCAAGAAGGUCGGACUCGAUGAUGCAUUGGCCAUUUUGACAUUGGUUUUUUAUAUUAUAUUUGUGGUUCUCUCCAUUGUCCUGAUUAAUAUGGGAAGCGGUCGUCAUAUCGAAUACAUUCAAUAUGUACUACCCAUGUCCACCGUCCGUCAGACUGAAGUCCUCGACUUCGUUGCGCACAUUUUCUACACAACGGCCCUUUUCUUUUGUCGACUCUCUGGUCUGGCCUUCUACUUCCGAAUCACAUCACGCUCAAGUAUCUUAAACAAGAUCAUUAUGGUUGCGGCCCCAUUCCUCUUUGCUGCAUACCUUCCGCAGCUAUUCCUAUUGAUUUUCCACUGCAGACCAGUAACCGGACUCUGGCCUUAUUCCUGGCAGCCCGAACCAAUAAACUAUACGUGUUUGUCGUGGGGCUUGGUGUAUUCAGUCAACUCAGGUAUCUCCUUGGUCUGUGAUGUGAUGAUGUUCGCUAUUCCUGCGAUUCUCAUCAAACAGCUUCAUAUCAGCAUGAGGAAGAAGAUCAAGCUCUCCAUAGUCAUGUUCCCUGGUGUAUUUGUCAUCGUUGUCUCCGCCAUCCGCAUCUGGCUGGUUGUCGAAGGUCAGUGGGCCGCAGAUGGUAGUUGGCCCUACAACCAAAUGUUGUGUGUUGAAAAUGCCGAGAUUGCCAGCUCGCUCAUUGCCCUCUCUGUGCCCGCCCUGAAGCCCGCGUUUGGAAACAUGUUCAAUCACAUGACAGAGUACACCGAAAGCCGCACUCGCUCUCAGUCUGUCGGCAGACUGCGAACUCAUCAAUCCCGGAUCGUGACUAACACCUUGAGCUCGGCUACUCGCGACGAUAAGCGGUUGAUUGAUUGGUCGAAUAUUGGCGGUAAUGAGUAUGAGAUGACGGCCCCGGAAGCUUCCCAUCAUCCAGAUGACCGUCGACCACGCUCAAAAUCGGAAGGCAUCAAGGUGACAAAUGAGGUUAAUAUCGAGAGUGUGGAUGAUCUCUCUCAAUCACCAACACCAGGAAGCCCUUCUUUGCAUGCGUCACUUGGUACAAAAAGCUUGUAG